CGAGCGCAUUGUUUUCGCGAGAUUGCGUGCCGUUUUGCCCAGGGAAAAAACGUGGAUUUGUUGGAGGAUAGUGUUUUUCGGUUAUUUUCUACGUUCGACCCAACGAAAUUAAUUUUUGUGAAGUGUAAUAAUUGUCUGAUUCAGAAUGAGUAAGGAAGAGGAAGCGCCUGGUAGAGUGACUCGUGGUGCACUCCGACGCAUGUCAGUGGACCAGGAACCGACAUCCACACCCGGAACGCCGAAAAAACAAACAACUAGUACAAAGAAGUCAGCCGUGCUUGAUGCUAUUCAGGAAGGAAGCACUGGCCCAUCCGACGUCGAGGAAGAUUCAGCAGCUGCCCGUUCGACGACGAAGGGCAAAAAAGAUGCAUCCUUCAUCGGCAACAAAUCGCUGCAGAAGGUUAAGGAACACGAGGUUAAGCCGCCACAUCGUACUCGUGCGGCCUCACUAACUGAAGAUAACGUUAGCUUAUUGGAAAACAUUGGUGAAAUUCGCCGUACGCCGCGACGACGCCCCUCCCAGGACACUACACUCACACCGCAGACGCUUCCUCCGACAACAAGACGUAUAACUCGGCGAAACAGUGCCACCUCCGACGAUGGAAACAUACCGGCGACCACCCCGAAGGCAUCCAAAUCUCGACUCAGCGUUGCACCGCCCACAAUCGCCGAGGAUGACGAAAAGGAAGACAAAGUCAACAGCAGUAGUACUGCGAUUGCAGAGGCAGAGCUUUCCGAUCUGGACAUUCGUAAACUGCGGAAUAGAGCGAUUUCCAACUCGCCGGUACCGAGAAGUUCACCGUCCGGUAAGAAUACCUCGGUGGCAUCGAACAAGGGAGACGAAGGCGAGGCGGAUGCUUCCAAGGUUUCGAGCCCCGCAAAGGAAGCUCAAGAACCCAAAGGCAGUGAAUCGGCGAUAGAGGUGCAGUCCGUUUCGGACGAUAGCGCUGAGAAGACUCCCACCAAAAGUGAAGGUUCGAAAAGUACGCUGGUGUCUCCGGUCGGAAGCGUGAAGAGGCAACUGAAGGAUGUCACGUUCGAAGAAGGCACACCAAAGCAGCUGGAUAAGAGCGUAUAUCCUAAGACACCGAUCGUGCCUCCCGGUGAGAAGCGUCGCAAGCUAAGUGAGAAGAGUGCUGCGGAAGCUGAUAAGUCUAUGUUGUUAUCGACACCCGAAGUGAUCGAUGCAACAGUCCUGGAAUCGCCACAGAAAGUUAACCGGAAGGCUGCAACGCCGAAGAUUGCGUCUCCCACGAAAGCGACGUUCGGAACGCCGAAAAAAGUUGACCAGUCGUUGGACAAAUCUAUCGACAUGUCGCUAGCCAGCAUCGUGGAAGAUGUACGCGAGAACAUCAACCAGGUGGAUCAGUCGAUGUCAAUCUUGGGCACUCCGAAACCUACCGGGAAGCAAAAGUCGCACUUUUCCCAUCUACGUGAGGGGACGUUUUCGACGCCGAUCUUGAAAGUGUUGGAGAUAGAUGAAGAAAAGGCAACAUCAGACUCGCCACCUUCAAAGUCGUGGACCCAGGCCGUGAAAGGGACCAGCAACGAUAAGGGUAUCGACGUAUUCAGCGUGAGGAAACAAGAGGAAGAACAGCGACAGGAAGAGCAAACCAAGCAGUUGAACGAAUCGCUGAAGAGGAAAAUUCUGGAGAAGAUUGAGGUUGAUGAUGACGAAGAGGAGGAGGAGGAGGAGGAGGAAGAGGAAGAUGAUGAUGCUCCGAAGCGGAACAGCUUUGUAGAUGAUGAAGCAAUGGAAGUGAAGGGAUACGAGUCGGGAGAUUCACUGGAUAGUGAAACUCGGGCGGAAAUGGAUGCCAACGAGCUGGAUGAGGGUGAGUCCCUUGGCAGUAAGGAUUCCGAAAUAGACGACGAAGAGGAGGAGAAUGACUCGUUCAUCGCUUCAGAUGAUGAAGAAUUUGACCUGCUGGAUGGUAGCGGUGACGAUUUGGACUCCGAAAAGGAGGAAAACAAAAGCAAGGACAAGAAAAAGCACAAGCGAAUCAUCCAUCAGGCAGAUUCCAGCGAUGAAGAGCAAUCGGUCAUCAAUUUGGAUGAGACCAACGCUUCGGAGAGUAAAUCGCCUAAGAAGACUCCCAAGAAGGCUGACUUGGAUAGGUCCAAAUCACUCAAUAAGACUCCUGCAAAGGGUACACCGGAAGCAACUUCAAGUUCGAAAACUCCGAAGAAGACUCCCGCUAAAAACUCUUUGAAUGCUUCAUAUUCAGCUGAUCUACCCCAAACUCCGAAAAAGACUCCGGCUAAGAGUACACCGGAAGCAACUGCAAAUUCGAAAACCCCGAAGAAGACACCCGCUAAAAAUUCUCCUGCUGAUGAUCAGAAUCAGAAAACACCUACAAUAGGUGCACUCCAAGAAGAGCCAGCAACGCCAAAAACUCAGAAGAAGACUCCAUCGAAGAAUUCUCUGGACGCUGAAACAAAGCAGGCUACCAGUGCCGAGAAACAUUCCACCAAAACCAUGGAGAACGACGCUUUAGCUGACAAAGUGGAUACUCCAAAGUCCCGAAAAUCUCUCCCGGCCCCUGCUCUCAUUUCAGCCGAUUUCUACGCAUCAGCGAAGAAAGCCACCAAACGUAACACGAUCAAUGUCCUGGACAGCGAGAAGGUGUCGGAAUCCGCGAAAUCCACCAAUCUGGUCUCCAAUCCGGCCGCUUUGGCUCUGGCCAAAAAGAACAAACGCCUCUCGCUGGGAGCGUCUCCUCCGGAAGCUGCCUUGAAGAAGGACAAACGGGCAUCCCUGCCCGGUAAGCUUACGGUCGACAAUGAGAUCGAAAGCCCUUUGAACAGGAAGCAGAAGAAGAAGGAUGCCAUCCCGGAAGAGAACGGAACGGCGCUGGAUGCGGCUGAACCGAUGGAUGUUGACGAGUACGAAGAAGUAGCGGAAGAAAGUCCCGUCAAAAAGCCGGCGCAACUGGCGAAGAAGAAGCCGAAAGAUUUGAGCGAGUUCGACACUUCGGCCAUCCUGGCGCGGUGCAACGAAAUCGUGCGAUCGGACAAAGAGAAACGCAAACAGGGUGCGACGCUCAAGCAGAAGAAAAAGGACGAAAAACGCCGCCAGCGGGAAGAGGAACAGCAAGAAGAAGCCACCGAGGCGAAUGAAUCCACGGAACAGCAGAAGAAGAAGAAAAAGAAGAAGAAGAAGCCAGUCAACUAUCUGCUCGAGGAGCUAGGCGAAACGAAAGAAGAACAGGUGGCCAAAGCCCUGCAGCGCAAGAUGGCUAUCCUGGAGGCUAAGCGAGAGCGCAAAAAGGCCAAAAAAGUGGCCAAACUGCACCAGCAGCUGAACAAGGAGAAUCAACAGGAAGAGGGGGAAAAGAAUGAAGGAAUCGGUGCGAAGUUCGAAAAGAAGACCAAGAAGGAUAAGAAAGCGAAGAAAAUGCAAAAGGCAGCCGUCGAGGAAGAGCCGAAACCGGUGGUAAAGCGAGACAUUUCCGCAUUUGCAAUGUACAGUGCCCAGAUCGAGGAACUGAAGAAAGAACAAGCGGACAAGAGGAAGCCGAAAAGUAAGCAGCUGAAGGAGAAAAAUCAGCAACCAUCCGCCGCGCAGGAGGUGCAGGUAGCGCUAAAGACCAAAGUGGAUACCAAAUCGAAGAAGGACAAACAAGCCCAAACUCCUUCCGAAUCAGCGCCAGCAUCAGAUGAAAACCAUAAGGAAGAUAAGAAAAAACGUGCUGCUGAUAAAGAGGUUUCUCCUGAUAAACCUACCAAGCAUGGCAAAACUUCUUCGAACGAGCCGGAGUCUACGAGUGCUUCUGCUUCCAAACCAGCACCAAGUGAAAAGUUUAACGAAGAUAAGAGCAAAGAAGUUGUGUCUGAGAAACCUACCAAGCUAGUGAAAAAGAAGGACAAAUCAUCAGCGAAUGAGUUAAGCGAAUCCUUAGAAAAGAAGAAAAAGCUGGACUUACUCUUUGCUCCUCUCAAAUCCGUCGUUUCGACCAACGACGACGAACUUGCCACACUGAAGAAGUCCCUCAUGGAACCGGUGACCAAGGUGGUUAAAAAACAGAAACUCUCCCAAAAUGAUUCUAACCCCGUCACGGUAGCGGAGUCUACGCCCCCACGCAAGUUGAAAGCUCUCAGCCGAUUGGAGCUAGGUUUCCACGAAGAACCGUUAACUCCAGAUCACAAGCUGCUCAAACGCAACCAUGGUUUCAAAGAGGAACCUGUCACUCCCAAGACGAUCGGUUUCAAAGUGUCCAAUGUACUGCCUGCUGGACAGGAAGCAUUACAACAGCAAGCCGUCUUGGCUAAGAAAAAUAAGACCUAUUCGAAUUCAAACCGCAUUCGUCCGGAGGACGUGAAGGAACCGGCCAAGGGUCUGCCGCUUCCCAUCUGGACUCGCUCGGGAACAUUCGCAGUUGAGGAGCUAUCCGAAGCAAAGUCGAAGAAAUCCAAGGCAACGCGAAGCGUCGAAAGUGAUUUCGUUCCGCUGAACGUCAACGGAGGUGGCCAUUGUUCAACUGACUUCAUGGUAAAGACUCUUGGAGGCAAGAAAAAGGAACAUCAGGCUGGUGGUACGUCGAAAGCGCAUCGGAUCGAUCUGGCCACGGUGGACGAGAGUGUGAUCAAUUUCAAGAAACAGGCCAUCUUCGGGAAGAAUGCCCAUCUAAGGGAGAAAAAAUCGAAGCACUGAGUUGCCAGCUUCUAAGGCUGCCUCAAACUAUUGCUAUAAACGUGUUUUGUUUAGUUUGUAUCGUUUAACUUUUUGGAAUAAAGCAUUUUUUUUUUGUUCUUUUAAU
Molecule: messenger RNA, 4760 nt
Organism: Ochlerotatus camptorhynchus
Lineage: Eukaryota; Metazoa; Arthropoda; Insecta; Diptera; Culicidae
Product: titin-like
Exons: 4
Coding region: 146-4654 (1502 amino acids)
Source: RefSeq, a predicted model, not a curated record